Messenger RNA from Colletes gigas, 375 nucleotides. It is a transcript of the gene Rpb12, whose product is annotated as DNA-directed RNA polymerases I, II, and III subunit RPABC4. Gene Ontology annotation, cellular component: RNA polymerase II, core complex; RNA polymerase I complex; RNA polymerase III complex. Lineage: Eukaryota; Metazoa; Arthropoda; Insecta; Hymenoptera; Colletidae. Gene Ontology annotation, molecular function: zinc ion binding; DNA binding; DNA-directed RNA polymerase activity. The record is from RefSeq and is a predicted model, not a curated record. The transcript is spliced from 3 exons. Gene Ontology annotation, biological process: DNA-templated transcription. The coding region runs from base 100 to 273 and encodes 57 amino acids.
UACGACAUUAUCAAGUUUGCAAGCGUUCAGAUGAUACAUAAAUAGUUAUUUAAUGUUCAUUUAAAGUAUUGUGCGAUAAAAUACGAGUAUUCACUUAAAAUGGAAUCUAGCAAAUCAGACUCGACCCCAAAGCAAGCUAUGGUGUAUAUUUGCGGAGAAUGUCAUCACGACAACGAAAUACGUCCCAGGGAUCCAAUCCGAUGUAGGGAGUGUGGAUACAGAAUUAUGUACAAGAAACGUACCAAGAGACUUGUUGUAUUCGAUGCCCGGUAAUAUGUAAGCAAAUGUUAUAAAAUUAAGGAUAUGAAUAAAGAAGAUGCUGCAACUUUGAAGAAUGUUUUAGUAUUAUGUAUAUAUUAACGUUUAAUGUAAAGG